Messenger RNA from Priapulus caudatus, 2941 nucleotides. Its product is annotated as protein FAM161B-like. Gene Ontology annotation, cellular component: cilium. The transcript is spliced from 4 exons. Gene Ontology annotation, biological process: cilium organization. The coding region runs from base 22 to 2544 and encodes 840 amino acids. The record is from RefSeq and is a predicted model, not a curated record. NCBI's taxonomy places the organism in Eukaryota, Metazoa, Priapulida, Priapulimorpha, Priapulimorphida, Priapulidae.
UAUCCAACCAAAAUAUUUGCGAUGGCAACAGGGUUAGAUCAUAAAACAUCGGUUUUUAUUAACUCGUGUCUAAAACCUGCAUCGCCAGCAUGCCAGAAUUUAGUAAGUGAAAUUGUGGUAGGUUACGGUAUUCCAAACGGAAGCAAUAAAACAAGGAAAUACUCUAAGAAGACGUCUACGAAGUCGCAUGUAUCGUCUGUUUUCGGGACUGGAAAAGAUUGCAACAGCUUUGUUUCAAAUAAUCGUAUUCGUGGUCGCAAUACAACUAGUAACAAGCAGGAGGGCUAUCGUGAUUAUAAUGUUAUGUAUGCGGAACAAGAACAUAGGCCUGCCAGCACCGAGUCAGAAAAUGCAAAUACGAAGUCGGACUACUAUUGUGAGCACAGUUCAGACGGCGCUAGCUGUCUGGGGCUGAAAUCUUUUGAGAAGCUAAAAAACAUGGACCCGUCAUCUGUCAAUGUCGCAGACGUAUCAAGACUGUGCGAAUCUAUUGACAAGGUUAAGCGUGAACACAAAAAGGCUCUCAAAAAACUAGAAAAUCAGUAUAAUAGAAAGCAUCAACCCGACAAUUCAAAUGUAGAACAUGAAUUUGACAUGAAGUUUAAUGAUGUACAUGAUAAUAUAAAUACUAAUAAUGUAAUACCAUCACACAAGUAUGAGUCAUUUCUUUCAAAUGAUGUGUCACGACUGAGCAAAAGUAAUUUGAAAAAACAUCAAGACAAUAUAGAGUCGCUAUUAAAAAUACCUGUUCAUCCAAAAACAUCUGGAAGAAGUCGUGCGACAGGAUAUAUGUCCAUGGAUUGGAGAAACUUGACUUCAGAUGAAAGAAGUGAUACACUUCAAAAUAAACCGACAGAUUCUACUCUUCACACCAAUACGUGGAACAAUAAUGACACAAGACCGUAUGAAAGUAAAUAUGCAUGGGAGGAGAGUGAACUGACGAAAGUGUGGGAUGAUUAUUCUGUGGGCAUUGAUGCCUCAAAAGAGUUGCCAUUAAGAAGUUCAAGUAUGUGUAGGUCCCCAUCUCCUACGAAAAUAGGUAAUAAUGGGUGGCACCAUGGCAUCACAGUGCCACAACCUUUCAAAAUGACUAUUAGAGCAGAGCAGAAGCCAAAGACUAAAUCAAAAGCACAGCUUCAAAUAGAGAAACAAAAGCUAGAGAAACAGAUGGCUGAAGAAGCUGAAUGUCGGAAAGUUUUCCGAGCAAAGCCACCACCAGCACAUGUGUAUCUUCCUCUCUACAAUGUAAUCAUGGCUGAGGAGGAGGUACGUCGGAAGGAUAUGCGUGAAAACAACAAACGAACACUGCUGUUAGAUCAGAGACCAUUUUCCUUUGUAUGGCGAGAAGAGGAAAAGAAAAGGCGGGUUCAGUCUCAAUUGGCAGUGAAUGCUAGAAGUAGAAAGGAAUCAAGAUCUGUCAGCCCUUCCUUUAAAGCUACAAAUCCACCAAAGGCUGUUUAUAGCAGGGAAGUCCAUAGAAAACUAGAAGAGCAAGAAUUCUACAGGAAAAUAAAAAUUCACAUGCGCUCACUAGAAAUGCUUACAUCGUCGAAGUUGCCACCACGUAUGGAAGCACACCAGAGACGGAUGAGAGAGCGUACUGAAACAAAAAGCAGAAAGUCUGGUGCUUUUGAUGGUGUGACACCCUCCUUUACACCCGGAGUUCAUGAUGUGCCAGACUUCCAAGCAAUACAUAACCAGUUGCAGAGGCAGAAUAGCUUGUUAGGUUCGCCCCAGUAUACACAGUGCAACCCUUUCAAUCUGCGAACGGCAAAUAUAAAGUCAAACGUUGAUGUGAUUGCUAACGACAUUGUGAAUGACGAAAAGAAAUUGAAAGAGUCUAGGUGGCCUUAUACUGGAAGUAGAGAGAAACGACCUCCUAGUUCUUUGAAAUAUCGGUCCGCUUCAGUUGGUUGCAUUCCCACCCGCAUUACAUCAGCUGCUAGCCGGCAGCAGGCACUCGCCAGGUUGCAAAAAGAAGAAGAAAAGAAAAAUGAAGAAAGUAUGAAAGGGAGGCAAUCUCGACAACGCAAAAAACACGAACACCUCAGGAGGCAUUUGUAUGAGAAGCUCGAGGCAGAGAGCAGUGGUGACUUGGAGACUCUGUUUACUGAGAAAGUCAAGAAAAAUAAGGAAUCGGAAGCUACACAGUUAGCCGAGUACAAGAAGAGCUUGCAAGAGAUGUUGGAAAGGGUAGAAAGCCGUCCCCUACUCAUGGAUCAGCAGGCCCAGCUCAAUGCAAAGAAAGCCAUCGAGAAAAGGUUCGAGGAUGCACUACGUAGUGCUGGCAUCUCUGAAGACUACAUCAAGGCCAAGAGUCAGGAAGAGCCACAACACAUCAGUGUCGUUAGUGCUGAUGAGACUGGAGAAAUUGUGGAAUCCACUCGCUGCGAGGAAGAGGCUCUGACGAAGGAAGAUUACAACAUUGAGGAAGAUGGUUUCACUAGUGGUAGCGAGUCUGUUGCGGAGGCCCAAGCAGAGGUAAAAAGUUUAACGAGGUCAACAAGUGCCAGCAGCACCAGCAGCACCAGCAGUGCCACUUGAAAUCUGUGCAGGAAUAAAAACAUUUUUAAUUUGGCCUAAUAUGGAAUACAAUAUUGGCCCAGCAUGCAGUGAGAGGAUUGUGUAGCUCUGUGGUUUAUGAUUCAAAAAGAGGUAUAUAAACUUUAAUGAAGAACAGAACAUGCUGUUAGAUAGUAAUUAAUAUAACAUAAUCAGCAAAGCAAAUAUUAUAUUGUGCAUUCAUUAUUAGCAUGUCAUGUAGUUGUAAAAGCAUGUAAAUUGUGGUUGUUUUUUGCUUGUGGUUACAACAGUUUAAAGCGUGUUCUCUUGCUGAGAGAGCAUGUCGUACAUUGCCCCUCAGCUAGUGCUGAUACAGAUGUAUUUAGCUCAUCUGACAUAGUCAGAUGCAGCUUGUAGAAUCGCAUGAUCGUCCGUCCGU